CGCAGGUUUUGACGCAUCAGUGUGAACUUGACUCCAGCCUGUAUGUCGUCUGCAAGGGAUAAUUGUAAAGUGAUACAUCUAUUUCGCGCGCGUUAAUGCCCCGUCACAAAUAAACAGUUUCCCAAUCGUCUGUCUCCUGUAGCUUUGGGGAUGUGCUAUUGAAUGUGAUGGUAACACGUUUCAUACGGACAGAAAACCUCACUCUGAUCCCGGCUCUCAUCAAGCACCACUAAAGAUCUUCUUCAGGCGAUCUUUCUUCUUGAUAACAAAGUGAUGAUUGCCAAUUUAAUGGUGAUCGAUAUCAACCUCCUGUCUCAGAUUUUAUCCCGCAUCGCUCUCCGCGGCCGCUUGAAAGCUUAACAUUUCUUCCCUGGUUUCCGCCGAUUCUGAAAUCAGUCGUAUUUCGUCUGCCUGUUCGACUGAGUCGCAUGUUCAUCCCGUGUCUGAAUGUUCAACAUUAAUUGAUUGAAACAUCUCGCUUUGGUUGUCAUUGUUCUCCUGGGCAAAUUUGAAAUCAUGGAAGAUAGAUGCUAUUUUUAAAUUGUUUUCCUGUUUAGUCAUCAGAGAGGAAGUGAAAACCGAAAUAUUUUGAUCACGCAAUAUCUGCCAAAAAUGCAACUUUCGCAACAGUGGUUAUUACGGCGUGUUUUUUUUAUAGGCAUGAACUAUUAAACACCAUUGAGCAGCUGAUGUUGGUCUGUUCAGAGAACAUUUGGGUUUUUCUAACCAGUUAUUUCAUUGCCUCGGAAAAACCAUGUUAAUCAUUAUCUAGGAUUCUCAGUGAACUAUGCUGCGUUGGUUAUGAGUGGAUAAUUUACACAGGACUCGUCAUUGCACCGUGACUUCCGUAGCAAGCCCUAUAUUUAUCUGCACAGACUCGAGGGACGUCUGUUUGAUUUCAGCUCGAGCAGCGUAAGGCUUGGUGGAAUAUUUACCUCGAUUCAAAUCAAUAAUGUGAUUUCUAAAUUCAAACUGCCUUGCGAGAAUGGAACUUGAAAUAGAACAGAGAGAGGAUGACAUCUUGGAGUUAGCAGCCCAUCUCCCUGAUCUCGUCCUACAAGCGAGUAACAGCAUCCAGGAUUACCCGGCCGUUCAACAUGUUGAAAGUGUUGUCAUGUUUCUCGAUAUAUGGGGUUUCACCUCCCUGUGUGAGCGGCAUACUAAGCUCAAUCUCGGAGUCGACGUCCUCACCAAAACCCUCAACGACUACCUGGGUCUCAUUGAGAAUGCUAUCCUUAAGAACGGUGGCGAUGUCGUCGAGUUUGCUGGCGAUGCAUUACUGGUGCUAUGGGAUGCUGAUUUGUACGGGCAGACGGCGACCAUGGCUCGUGCAAUCCGGUGUGCAAGACAGAUACAGAGAAAGUGUCAUGAUUGGUCAACGGAAUCGGGCAUCUCAUUGGCACUCAAAAUAGCUCUGGCGAUAGGUCAGAGUUACAUCACCUAUGUAGGAUGUGACUCCUGCCGGCACUACAGCACCAGCGGACCGGCAGUGAGUGAAGCUAAUAAAACAGAGAAGAGAUGUAGUAGAGGUAGUAUCGUCCUGAGCCAGCGAGCCUGGGAAGCAUGCCCUGAUAGGACAGCCAUGAAGGUGGAGGAAUUACCUGAGGGAGAAAGAAAACUACUAUCUGUAGAAAAGGAAUGGGCUGAAAAGGAAUUGGAUCCAGUUCGGAAAGAGUUUCAGACGCUUAACGAUCCCCUGAAACAGGGACAGAAACUGGAGCGUGAGCCUCGGAUUCGGAAGAUUAAUUUUAAAUCGGUCCGUCGAUCCAAGAUGCGACCCUUCAUUGCACCUCCUGUUCUAAGCAAGUUUGAUGAGAACCAGUCUCUUGACUACCUAUGUGAGAUGCGAGAAGUGACAGUUGUGUUCAUCAGUCUUCACAUGGAUUCUGCGCAUGAUCACUCCACAUGUCUACAAGCCGUCUAUGAUAAGAUACAUACAUCAGUCUCACAGUUCCAAGGUAAUCAAUCUGUAUUCCCUUCUCUCUCUCUCCGCUCUGCCUGUAGUUGCCCUUUCUGA
Messenger RNA from Strongylocentrotus purpuratus (purple sea urchin), 2017 nucleotides. Its product is annotated as adenylate cyclase type 10. Gene Ontology annotation, molecular function: adenylate cyclase activity. The transcript has 10 exons. Gene Ontology annotation, biological process: cyclic nucleotide biosynthetic process; intracellular signal transduction. NCBI's taxonomy places the organism in Eukaryota, Metazoa, Echinodermata, Echinoidea, Camarodonta, Strongylocentrotidae. The record is from RefSeq and is a predicted model, not a curated record. The coding region runs from base 986 to 2017 and encodes 343 amino acids. Gene Ontology annotation, cellular component: cytoplasm.